This is a messenger RNA of Dalotia coriaria, 1546 nucleotides long. It is a transcript of the gene Atg6, whose product is annotated as Beclin-1-like Atg6. The transcript has 5 exons. Lineage: Eukaryota; Metazoa; Arthropoda; Insecta; Coleoptera; Staphylinidae. The record is from RefSeq and is a predicted model, not a curated record. Bases 174 to 1445 code for a protein of 423 amino acids. Gene Ontology annotation, cellular component: phosphatidylinositol 3-kinase complex, class III, type I; phagophore assembly site; phosphatidylinositol 3-kinase complex, class III, type II. Gene Ontology annotation, biological process: autophagosome assembly; autophagy; cellular response to nitrogen starvation.
GUGGAUUUUUGACAUUUGACAGCAAACAGCUGUUCUGAUUGUGACGCAGGUUGCACUGUAGUUUGAAUGCAAACAGCCAGUGGCGACGGCCACGGCUCGCAAACAAAGAAGCGCGAUUUCGGUCGGGACGGGACUCCGCUGCGCCCCGGACAAGAUGUAAACAUCGCGCCACCAUGGCUGAGGAAAGGGGAUACGUUACCUUCAACUGUCAGAAAUGCCUGGUGCCGUUGCGACUCGACGACUCGCUGCACUCCAUCGGCGAGCACACACUAGCUGAAUUAACACUGCCCAUCAACUCGACGCCGGACGUCGACAUCGAAUCGCAGGCGACCAGUUUCGACAACUAUGUGCAUCCCUACAGGUUGUCUGACUCAGCAAAUGGGGCCAAUGGCGAAUUUAUGCUGAUAUCAGAUGGGAAAGAGAUUCAUGGCUUGGGAAAGAAGAUGGAGGUGGAAGCAGCCUUAUUUGAUACACUGUCAGGACACUCAAAAAUUGAUCAUCCCUUGUGUGAAGAAUGCACGGAUCUGUUAAUGGACGAGUUAGAAAGACAGAUGAAGCUGGCAGAUAGUGACUUCAAUGAUUUUAGUCAAUAUUUGAAGAAAUUGGAAGCUGACGUUUCCGAACCGAGCAUCGCCGACCUCCAGAACGAACUCAAAAGUCUCCAAGCUGAAGAGGAACAAUACAUGGCUGAGCUACGCGAUAAAGACCAGGAGAAUAAAGCAACUCUUGCGGCGCUCGCUGAACAGGAAGCCGAAGCGCAGCGUUUGAAUCAGGAAAGCAACAAUUAUUGCAAACAAUUCGCACGCCAUCGGUACGAUUACAUGACGGUUGAGGAUGAUUACAAAAGCUUGGAAACGCAGCUGAGAUACAUAAACUAUCAGCUGGAGAAACUGAAGAAAACGAACAUUUUCAAUGUGACGUUCCACAUUUGGCACUCGGGACAUUUCGGGACCAUCAAUAAUUUACGCCUCGGCAGAUUACCGACGGCGCCGGUUGACUGGUCGGAGAUCAACGCUGCCUGGGGACAGACGGCGCUGUUAUUGAACGCUCUCGCACGCAAGCUCGGCUUCGCCUUCAGCAAGUACCAGCUGGUGCCCUAUGGUAAUCAUUCGUAUAUAAGAGUUGUUGAUGAACAGAAAGAGUUGCCAUUGUAUGGCUCGGGUGGGUUUCGGUUUUAUUUCGAUCCGAAGAUCGACUCCGGUAUGGUCGCCUUUCUGCACUGCCUGCAGCAGUUCAAGGAGCAUGUCGAGAGCGGCGAUCGUGACUUUAAUCUGCCGUAUCGCAUGCUCAAGAACGGAAAAAUCGAAGACAACAAUACCAGUUAUUCUAUUAAGGUGCAAUUUAACUCGGAAGAGCAAUGGACGAAAGCCCUCAAGUUCCUGCUCACCAAUCUGAAGUGGAUCACCACCUGGAUAUCCACACAGUUCGAGAAUGAAAGCGUUUGAGAAGUGCGUGUGUGUUUAUUUACGAACAUUAAGUGCGAAUGCGCCACAAAAAGGUAUCAGAUAUUUAAUUUAAUAAGAAUAAAAACAACAGACAGUUUAAA